AUGAAUAAAGAAAACUUCCGCUUUUAUAUUAAAGUACGCACAGCACUUAAUAUCCCAGCAGGAGUGAUUUAUGAUGAACUAUAUUCUCUCUGUGGUGCUCAAGCUCCUUCUUAUACAACAGUUAAAAGAUGGCCUAAAUGGUUUCGUGAAUGCCGGGAAGAAGUUGAAAAUGAAGCACAACCUGGUAGACCUGUUACCGAAACAACAUCUGAAAAUAUUGAACAGGUCCGCCUUCUUAUCGAUGAUAAUCCUCACAUUACAAUAGAAGAGAUGCAAGAGCGAACUGAUUUAAAAGAAACAUGGCGUUUAUAUGAUAUAAUAACUGGUGACGAGUCGUGGUUUUAUCAUACACAAAUUGGUCGAAGGUUAUCGAACGCAGCAUUGGUGGGAAGAGGAGAUCCUCCACCUACUGUAGUUCGACGUAAACGGGAACAAGCUAUUGAUCAUCAUUAUUACGUCAACAAUUGUUUACGACAUCUUGUUGAUGAAAUCAAACGUCAAAGACCUUCAUAUGGCACUAAUCGUAUUAAAAUUCACCACGAUAAUGGAAGGGCACAUAUUCAUAAAGAUGUGUCUAAUUAUCUUGAAUCGGAAGGUUUCACAGUAAUGCCACAUCCACCUAAUUCUCCAGAUUUAUCACCAUGCGACUUUUGGUUAUUUGACUUAAUUAAAGAAAAUCUAACUGAUCAAAGUGAUUCAGAAUCAUUAUACGAUGCUUAUGUACCUGAUCAAUCUCAUUUACAUUCAUUCUAUCUUGUUGAUAUAUUUACAAAACAUAAUAGUAUGACUGAACCAUUACUAUUAACUCCGCAAAAUAUACACGAUCUUCAAUGUGCUAAUUUUUUUGCUUAUGUCAGUCGUUAUUGUAGUGAAGAUAUUGUGAAAUAUUUUGAACUUAUUCGUGCUCAAGAUUAUCUUGAAUUAACUGAUAUCAAGAUAAAACUAACAUUUAAUCGACCUGAUGGUACCUGUAUAAUCAAGCUGGGAAUCCAACAUGAUAUUAAUAAGUUAUUUGAAAGCCUUCAAAAUACAUUAGCCAAUAAUGAGCAAGUAACAACUGCUGCUACCGUAAAAGAAGACCUAGUUUUAUCAUCUGAAGUUAUUGAAAAAUAUCCAUUUCUUAAACGUUUAGUCCAUUUUUUCAUCAAAUUAUCUCAAAAUGUUAAUCCAACAGAUGAACCAUUUUUACAUCAUUUCCUCGAAAAUCUCCUUUCAAAUAUAUCACUCGCCAAAAGUCGAUAUCGUUACAGCGAAUAUAUUAUUGAUUUUGCGCUCUGCUUAUCUAUUUUAGCAGGACGUAAUGCUUGCGAAUUUAUCCGUCUCAAUAUACCUGGUGCAUUGCCUAAUUUAACCAUAAAUCAAACAAAAAUAGCUAAAGAAGGAUUUUGUACAGUUGAAGGUGAAUUUCGUUAUGAUGAUAUGAACAAAUAUUUAAGAACAAUUAAUUCAACAUUUGUAUAUUGUGCAGAAAAUUGCACUUCUGCUGUACGCGAAAUUGUAUAUGAUGUUCAAUCAAAUGCAUUUGCUGGUUUUACAUCUCCACUUGAUGAACAUGGUAUGCCACGAAUACAACAUUUCCAAACAAAUUCAUUUGAAGGUUUAAAAACUUGGUUUGAACAAAAAGAUAUUUCUCAUCUAAUAAAUUUACACAUGAUUCAACCAAUAUGUAUUAGUGAUAAAAAAAAACUUCUCCUUUUGCACUUGCUGCAUAUGGAACUAAUGGAAAAUUUACUUAUCUUGAUGUUAUUCGUCGUUGGUUUAAAAUGUUUGAAGAAAGUUUACACCGAUGUGUUCGUAUUUUGGGAUACUCAAUGGCUACUGAUCCAAGGAUAUUUAUUGCCAAUGAAAUUGGUAUGUGGUUUUUUUGGUACUUUGUUGAAUAGUCCAACAAUAGAACAUUCUUCAUUAUUUAAAGUUGCUAUGCCAGUUUCUUGGUCAUGGUUUUAUUUACCAGGUGAACAAUUAUUUUUAUGCACGCAAGAUGCACUCACAUCUGUACAAACUUCGUAA
Rotaria sp. Silwood2 is the source of this 2010-nucleotide messenger RNA. The record is from the annotation of a GenBank genome assembly. NCBI's taxonomy places the organism in Eukaryota, Metazoa, Rotifera, Eurotatoria, Philodinida, Philodinidae.